AUGGGCGUCCUAGUAAGGCAAAUUAGGCCUAAACGAACUUUGCCAUUUAAAAAACGACACAAAACGACAUGGAUAGGGGACAACGAUAAACAAAAAUCUUUAAAGUUGGACGAUCUAAAGGUAAUCACUACUUUGGGUACUGGAGGAUUCGGCCGAGUCAAUUUGGUGCAAAUUGGAGACGACUGUAGCCGUUCCUUCGCCCUAAAGAAACUUAGGAAAUCCCACAUCGUUGCAACUAAGAACGAAAAAAAUGUUAAAGAGGAACUCAGAAUUUUAAGUCAACUGAAUUCUGACUUCAUCGUUGAAUUUUACCAGACGUUCAAGGAUGACCACAAUGUGUAUAUGUUGAUGGAGUGUUGCUUAGGGGGCGAUUUGUGGACGAUCUUGCAAAAAGAGGGCUCAUUUAGCAAUACUACGACCCAAUUUUACACCGCCUGUGCAAUAGAGGCUCUGGAAUAUCUACAUUCCAGAAAUAUAGUGUUUAGAGAUUUGAAGCCCGAGAAUCUUGUUUUGGAUGCCCAAGGGUACGUGAAGCUGAUAGAUUUCGGAUUUGCCAAGAAGCUAGGUAUUGACGGUCGAACUACGACUUUGUGCGGCACGGUACACUACAUGGCGCCCGAGAUCAUCCGAAAUGAAAGCCACGACAUAAGGGUGGAUAGCUGGACUCUAGGAAUAGUAAUGUUCGAAUUCCUGACUGGUGACCUCCCGUUUGGCGGAGAAAACAGCUACGCGAUUUUUAAGAAUAUAUUAGCAGGCAUUGACACCGUGGACUUUCCAGAAAACGUUACCACAAGUGCCAUAAGCAUAAUAAAAAGCUUUUGCCAAGAAGAUCCCUGCAAACGUCUGGCGGGAAUCAGUGCCAUAAGACAACACAAAUAUUUUAACGAUUUUGACUGGGAUGCACUGGUCGCUAGAACACAUAUCCCACCGGUUGUACCCAAGAUCAAGAACGCAACCGACAGCAGCAAUUUUGUCGAUUGCUUUUCCGACGAAGACGAAACUCCGUCCGAAGGCAUGAGUGGCGACAUGGACUGGGACGCUGAUUUCUAG
Messenger RNA from Zophobas morio, 1050 nucleotides. Its product is annotated as cGMP-dependent protein kinase 1-like. Gene Ontology annotation, biological process: protein phosphorylation. Lineage: Eukaryota; Metazoa; Arthropoda; Insecta; Coleoptera; Tenebrionidae. The record is from RefSeq and is a predicted model, not a curated record. Gene Ontology annotation, molecular function: ATP binding; cGMP-dependent protein kinase activity. The transcript has 4 exons. Bases 1 to 1050 code for a protein of 349 amino acids.